AUCGGUCUUUUUACCUGUGGGCUUCCCGGGUAGAGGUUCAUAAAACACAAGGGCAUUUUAUAUAAUCUCUUGUCAGGCUCAUUUCAGCAAACAGUUUGAAAGCCAAGAUAAACCAUGAGAAUUUGAGAUUAUAAACUGGAAACAUAGGCACGAGAGGAAUUUACACCGUUCUAAAAUUGGGUAUUACGCCGGAAGGGAAAUUAAAUUGGAAGUAUUUGACCGCGUGCACAACCUUGUACUCCAAGUAACGUUACGUUGAUAACACGUUUAUGUAACAGCAAUGGACUACAAACGAGAAACAUAAAAGGCUGCUAGGAGCAGCUUUUUGUCAUGGGCUGUGGUGCUUCAAAAGUUACACCACAAAGCGAUGAAGAUACCAAGCCUCUGAACACGAGCGCGAAAACGAUCGACCACGACGUUAGACCAAAUGGUCAUGCAAAUGGCAACAUACACCACCGUCCGAAAUCGAGCAACGACAAAGAGGUAAAAGUUUCAAAAACAGUGGAAGAAAGUAAACCUGUACAUAACGGAGGAAUUCACCUGAAUUCGCCGGAAAACAAAGAUGUUUUCAAUAAACAAUCUUUUGACAAACAAGCAGAUAAUACAGUUACUGCUGAAAAUGGUGAGUCAUAUUUAACUGGAUUAAAGUUCAAAAACUUGGAACCUAUUUAUAAAAUGCACUCCUUUGUAAUAAAAUUAUUGCCACUUUUGCAUCGGUUUGAUUACCACGCUUUCCUUAUAACUUUAAUAAGUAAGUGUUCAAAUAAUCGAUAUAUUUCACUCGACCCCUGGCGUGUAAUAAUAUCUUCGUUGCUUUAAAUGAUGUCUCUCAGUACAUUUUCUCCAAGCAAUUUUGAUCAUAUUACAUUUUAAACUUUGUUUACAUGGAGAUUUGUCUAAAUCAACGUUUACGCUUUUUUCAUUAGACUGGGUUGAUUUUACAGCUUAGUGCAAACAUUUUUAUGUGUUUAUUUUGAACACAUUCCUCACGAUAUGGUUAUUUGCUUAGAAAUGAAUACAUUAUUUGAAUAGCAACUAAUUGUUAUGUUGAUGCGGGACUUAGAUGUGCUUCAUUUGCAUUCUAAAAAUCUCCAAAAGUCCUCUAAUCUUGGCAGCUUGGACAAAUACAAAUUUAUGCCCAAUUGAGUGUUUAAAAAAGAGUUUAUGCAGAACUUGGCCGUGACAAAAAUUAAUAUAAUUAUUUAUCACCUCAAAAUUUAGUUAUUGAAUAAGACAUUUCUUUCUUCAAAAGUUUUGUAUAGAUAUUUAUUUCUCCUGUACAGGCAACUCCCUUUAUAGCAGACACCGUAAGGGCCUUGAGUUAGUGUCCUCAUUAGUAAGAGUCUGUAAUAGAGAGGAGAAGUCGUUACGUCACGUUGCUAUGGUAGCAAAAUUUUUGGAUGACAAUCACUUAAAAGUCUAUUCGCACUAUUUCAAACUCUACUGAUCUUAUUCAAUUUCAUUUAAUGUGACAAAUCUUGGCGAAAGUUUCUUUGGGACCUUAUCUAUUGUUAUCUAAGUUUUAGAAAAAGAAAGCGAUAAUUUUUGUGUUGUGUUCACCUUCUCUAUAAAGCGGGCUUGUGAAAUUAGGAAGUUUCAUGUCAUAGUGGUGCAAUGGCGGCAAAGAAAUGUACAAAAUUGAAUGAUGCACGUGCAAAGUUGUUUUUUGUUGAUAUAAAUAUUGUAUUUUUCGCCUUUCUCCUUGCCAUCACCGUCAUCAUUGAUUUUGUUAUCAUCCAGAAAUAGUGCUACCAUGGUAACAUGAUGUCACACUUCUCCUCUCUAUAGCAGGAGUUUAUCUCAAUCAAACAUCUGUAAUUUAAUUUGCCUGGGAUUUAGCUGCUGCCCAUAUUAUUGGGGUGUCUGUUAUAGCGGGGUGCCUGCAAGGCAAGCGUUGACUGUAUAGUAGUGGGAGACUAGACCUAUUCUAGCUGUAAGAUGGUUCUAAAGUUGCAAGGAAGGGGUAAUGGGUGGGGACAGGGGGAUAUCUCCCAAAAUAACUAUGAGUCUGUGCCAUCUGCAUUUUGAGAUGUUUUCUGGAAUGGGGCCAAUCCUUAUCAUAGUUGAUCAGCAAUGAAAUAAAAUAUUAUUUAAGGGUACUAAAAAAGGAAGGGUUUCCUUAAAAAGGGGCACUUGUAAGGACCUAGGGACUGGGAACCAUUCAUUUUUAAUGGGGAAGGGGGGCUGGUGGGAUUUGACAGGUAGCUCCUGUAGUAUAUGAUGACCCUCCUCUUCACAGGAAUUUUUUUUUUGGGGGCUCCCCCUUGAGUCCCAAAUUAAUUGAGAUGAUCCCCCCCUAAAAAAAAAAAAAAGAGAGAGAGAGAGAAAGAGGAAAAAGAACAAGAUGGAAAAAAACUGACUGAAUUUGUUGCUUUUUUCUAAUGAACCGUUCAAUUUUGUAUGCUUUUAUGCCUUUUUGCAUUUUAGUGGGGUAGAGUUGCUUCUAAGUACUUCCUCAGGAAAAUCUGAUCUUUCUGAAUGUCAGGAAUGCUGGUUUUUGGCAUUCUCCUAGGCUAUUUGCAUUAUAACAGAUACCAUCACUGCAAAAUUUGAAGGAAUGUUUUAGUGACCUCCCUUUAAACUAGCCUGAGUAUCAGGCGUAAUCCCUUAGGAAGGUCUGAUACUCAGGCUACCUUUGAACCUAAUAUUUUUUCUUAUGACCCCCCUUUAGAGCCAUAUUUUUACAGUCCCUAGUAAACAUUCACAAGAGUCCAUUUUCUAGGAAACCUUCAAAUGGGCUCUUUCUCAGAUAAUGGGGUCCUAAUUUGGAUACCGAGGUGGCACAUACCUGGCCUAGAACUCUCCCCCCUCCCCCAUCCCCCACACUGCUAUACCUAAGCAUAUGCAGUGGAAAUAAUAAUUAGAACAAAAUCUACAAGUCGGUUUUUCUUAAUUACUUUGUGGAUGUUCCUUUUCUUUUUGAAUUUUGCCUCACAUCCACAAUGCUAUGGUGUAAUGCAAAAUUGAAAUUUUUUGUGGUAGGCGGGGCAGGUAAGGGCGGGGAGGGGGGGUGGGAUGGGAGUGGAUACAAUAUUUGUGUAGAGGUGGGGGGAGAAUUAAGCAUCUCCAUUAAAUGGAAUGGGCAUUCCCAAACAAAGAAUCCUGUUCCCGUUAUAUUUUAGAUUCCAACAAUUCACUAGAUGUUCUCCAUAAGGGAUUGUAAUAUUUUCUUUUACAGGAUGUGUAAGCCAUGUUUCCCCACUGCCGCCAAUAUCCAAACCUGUAGCAUUUGAUAUUGUACUAGGAAGAAGUGACUCAGAUAAUAAGCUGGUGCCACUGACUAACAGACCACCCCGCAGACUACAGGUAAAUACCUAUGUACCAUGUGUUACAGUUACACCUAAAAAUCUCAAACUGUCAUUUCACAAUUAUUAGUCUAGGCUCCCAAGGUUCUUUUGGCUCCUCUUGCAGUCCUUCCUUAUGUCUGCAUAGGAGACUCACUUGGAUCUAAAGGGAGAUCUAGACAGGUCUAAAGAAAAUCCCUUGAAGCCCAUGGCCAGGAAGUUUUUGAUAUCCCAAAGAUGGCCCACAUAUAAAGUGGGCAGAUGUUUUUUGUAAUUUAUGAAAUUAAUAUAGGUGAGCUCUGUUAAAAAUCAGAGGAAACAAAAAUAAUAAAAUUAAUAUUAUCAGUUUUAUGAUAUUAUUGUAUAUAUAUAAGUUACUUAUUUUUACAUGCCUCACUGUGAGAAUGUAAAUUCUCUUUUUUGUGACAAAUUAUUUACACCAAGUAUAAACUUACAUAUUCUCUCAGGUAUAAUAAUUAUUAUUCAAUUACUUUUGGCUAUAUUAAUUUUAUAGAAAAUUGAGAGCGCACCAGUAUUGACAAGAGAAGCUCUGCAACAGAAACAAGCUGCAGCUGAACAAAACAGACAAAAGGUAAGAUUGUUUAAUUAUUCACUGCCCUUUGUUUAUUGCACUCUGACCUGAGUCCAGACUAGUCAGAGUGGUCUGCUGGUGUGAGGUAAGGUAAGUGCCCAUGUAUCUCGGCUGUGUGGUUCUGUGAAUAAAGUACAACGUAAACUUGUUUUGCAGCUGUUUUAAUAUUUAAUGGUCUUUAUUAUAUAGACAUGAGUGCUUUUACUGGUUCUGUGAUAUCUGGGACCGAGUGGUUUAUUUUCCAUGACGAGUUUAUCGAACUUGUUUUGCAAGAACUGUUUUAAUAUUUAAUGGUUUGUAAAAUGCAUAUCGCGCCACUGUGUAAUAUCCUCUAUGUAAUGCAUUACAUUGUGUCUGUUUCAUAAAGCCGGUUAAUAUACUAUUAUCAAACAAUAGUCUGCAAAGUGUCCCAGGGUGUAAGCAGCACUUCAAUUUAUUUGCAUUUAAUGCUUUGUGGAAAUUUUAAGGCUUGGAAAUUCAGCAUGGGAUUUUUUUGGGAGUCAAUUUUUGGUCCGGGGUUUUUUUUUAGUUCUAUUGGAAGCCCCUGGGAUUUUUUUAGUCUUGAUUUUUGCCCCCAUAUGAUCAUCCCCAUCACUUGAAAUACAGAGUACCCCUGGGACAGUGAUGCUAUUACUGACCUUUUGAUGCCAUAAUUAGUAACCACAGCAAUCAGUUACCAUGGCAAUAGAAAUGAAGAGUCACUGUGACAUGUUUCUCCUAAAGGAUAAUUUCAUUUUAUUUGAUUCUAGGAACUUGAGAAGAAAGUUAAACUGAUGUCUAAAAGACGAUCAGAACUUCUCCUAGCAAGGGAAAUGGACAAAGCCCAAAGACAAAAAGCAGAGGUAAGGUGUUUUUGAUUUUUUCUUAACAAUUUUUCAAUACAUUAAAUCAUUAUUGUUGUUGGUUACAGUACAUUAAAAACCCUUCAAAAUUUAUGAUUGUGACUAAUUUUUUGUUUAUCUCUAAUCAAUACAUAGCUGGAGGAAAAGCUUGCUGCAUCUGAUAAAAAGAGAGAAAAAACCCAGGCUGAAAUAAUAGCAAAACAAAAGAAAAGGGAAGAGAAAGCCAUGAAAGUGCGCUUAAGAGCCAAACAAAUGAAGGAUGGUGACGAUGUUGUUGGCUUGGAUGUGGAUCCUGAUGAGACAUAUAAUGCUGAUGAGGAAGGUAUUAUGAAUUAGAAGCAUUUAUGAUGGUUAAGAAUUCUCACCGGGAGCCCCCACUCUUAAAUGCCCCAGGUUGAGAUAAGUUCUGGGAAGAUGCGAGCCCAGAGGCGGAAAGGAGUGGGAGUAUACUAACAUGAAAGAGUGAGCCAUUGCACACAGUGGGGAAGAGCAUGUCUGGUAGAUAUAACCCUUAUAAACUCACAGACCCAUUAUGUUAUGUUUGUUUUGUAUUUCAAGGUUCAGUACAGUAGUAAUGGUGGUAAUAAUGAUUGACAGAAGUAAAAAAGGCAUCUGACUUCAGACAUUAUUGAAAAGCACAGUAAAUGUUCUUUCCUGUCAUCCACUCAAAAAGAAUGACAUAAAUAUUUGAAUAUGUAAAAGCCUCAAUCAUGGCUAACAGAAAAAUAAAUAUCACCAAUCACAAUUUACAGCCACACCAGGUCAAGAGUACCCCCAUAUAUUUCAUUGAUCAAUUGAUUAUUUAAAAAAUGAAUCUAUUAGUCAUGGCUGCAACUAGUAUCAAAUUCAAAUCUGCACUCCUGCAUAGGUAGUGAAUUUUGGCUACAACUUCUCAGUAUUUGGUCAGAUUGAAAAUUCUUUGAAUGGAUAAAAUUGCUUUGAAGACAUUUACAUCAAAUUUAAGUAACUUGAGUUGGCAGAAAUUUUGUGUGAACUCAUUGCUCAUUACACAAGCAGGAAUGCAGAGAUGAAUCUGAAAUUUACAACUACUAAUGGAGUCAACUCUUCAAUAAUAAAGUCUUACAUGGGAUCUAUGGAGUGAUGCUUGUCCUGACUUGACUAUAAGUUUAUUAAACCCAUAAGUGACUUAUUCUUCACAGAUGAAUCAUGGGAUAUCUCCAUACCACUGAGCCAUGAAAGUAGAAGCGGUGAGCUGGAUGAUCAUAACAAUAAUCAAACACUUAAUGACACAGAAUUUGCUGAGCCUCAGAUAAAGAAGAGUGGGCAGAGAGCGGACAACCAAGACCAGAACCUUAAUGACGUGCAUGACUUCUUUGAUUCAUGACAGUAAAUAAAAUGUGUAAAAAUUAAAAUUAGUAGCGUUAAUUGAUUGAUAGUAAUUGAACUAUCAAUCUUACUGCAAUCUAAGAUGUGGAAAGUCUGCUUUUUUGAAUGAUUAAUUUAGCAAACCACUGGACAAGGUAUUAACUGGUAGUAAUUGACAUAUAGUUGUAACUGAGUCAUUGAGAAUAUCAUAAUGUCCACAAUAUUACAUUUAUACAUUGACCACCAGUUCCCUAACUUGCUUGCUAAUAAGCAGACUGACCACAUCAAUAUUUUUUAUCAAAAUUAAUAUUUUUAUUUAUACAUUUUAAUACAGUUCAAAUAUUUUAACGAGAUAAAAGGGUCGGUUAAUAUAUUCAGUCAAUAUUCAUUCUCACUAUACUCGCCAAUCUUUGAUUUCUGCUUCAAGUCUCGUUUUCUUGCUUUUAAUUUACCAGAUGUUAAAAAAAUGUUAAUAUUUAUUUUUGGUUUCUCUCAGAAAGUAGAUUUGUGACAUAACAUUAAUUGACUUCAAACACUAUUAUGUGUAAUUUCCAGUACAUAAACACUGUCAAGUGUACAUUAGUUUGAUGAAAAAUGUUAAAUUGUAUGCAAGUGUGAGAAUACUAAACCACUCUGAAUACAGUUUUAUUCAAUACAGUGUGCUUUGUACUUUCUCUAUACCUCUAAUGGGUUUUUUUAGUUUACAGUGCACA
Molecule: messenger RNA, 6757 nt
Organism: Porites lobata
Lineage: Eukaryota; Metazoa; Cnidaria; Anthozoa; Scleractinia; Poritidae
Source: the annotation of a GenBank genome assembly